AUGGUGACCACCAAUGUGGGUGACCUGAUUGGGGACAUCAAGGUUGGAGGCUGUUUGGGAUGUAGUGAUCAUGCACUGGUGGAGUUUGUGGUCCUGAGGGGUAUGGGCCAAGCAAAAAGUAAAGUCGAGACCUCGAAUUUCAGCAAGACAAACUUCCAGCUCUUCAAGGAGUUAGUCAAUAGGACCCCAUGGGAAACUGCUCUUGGGGACAAGGGAGAAGAACAGAGCCAGCAGAUCUUUAAGGAUGCUUUCCGUGGAUGGCAAGAGCUCUCCAUCCCCAGCUGCACAAAGUCUGGCAAGAAAGGAUCAGUGUUGUUGAAUGUCUUCAUCAAUGACAUAGAUGAUGUGACCGAGUGCACCCUCAGCAAGCUUGUGGAUCACACCUUGAUGAGUGGUACCACAGCUGUUCUUCCACUGGCUCUUUCAGUAGCCAGAGCCAACAGCCAUGCUGCAAAAGCCAUGGGAACACCAGAGCCUACCAAGAAAAAAAACUGUUACAUAUACAGCCUGCAUAUACGGAAGCCUCCUUAUACCUCUGUCCUGGAAUGCAAAAGGGGAGCACCUUGUGUCUUCUAUGCCAAUCUGAAGAUAGACUGCAACAUCCCGAAAAUGGUCCAAUGCUUGUGGAGAGUCUAUCCUGUUCUGGACACAACAACUCCUCCGGACUGGGAAAAACCCAUCAACUCUUCUUUGUUGCACGGUGUGGAUAUUGUGCUGUUAACUAUUCCCAGUUAUACCUUAGAAUAUGGACUGUAUCUGGUUUAUUUCAAUACUACCAUAACCGCCCUCUAUACCAAAUUAGUCCUCAGGGCCUCAGAUCAAAUUUAUGUUAAAUAUGAGAAGAGUAGGCUAGUGGCAAAUAUUGCAGGAGGCACGUUCCGUGUAGUGGGUUAUUCUGAUAAUUGGACUCUCGAUGGCUCUGCAUCCUACGAUCCUGAUUCACAUGAUGGACAAAAGGGAAUCACAUUUACUUGGUACUGCACUAAAGAGGUGGCAGACUAUGGAAACAUGAAAAUCAGCCCAGGAAAGAAAUGCCAUCCAUCCCAGAGGGAUUUGAAAUGGUUAACGUCCUCAGGUCCAGUUCAAAUAAUGGCACCAGAAUCCCUCCCAGGAAAUGCCAUCUACUACUUUCGUCUAGAGAUUCAAAAGGACAGUAGGAGUAGUUACGCUGACCAAACUGUAGAUGUGGAGCCCGGCUCCCCAGUCCUUCUGGAUGCAAGGUGCCUUGAAAACUGUGGUAGCGCUCUAAUUCCAACACAGAGAUUUACCUUGUCUGGAAAAUGCCUAAAUUGUAGAACAAACAACCAGCCAGUCUACCACUGGUCCCUUUUGUCAGGAAACUCUACAGAAAUCAGCUUAGACUGGUCUUCCAGAACCUCAACAGGGAGGUCUGGGCCUUACCUCUCAAUACGCCCUGGGACUUUUACAAUGGUUGCAGAGCAAGCCUACACACUUCAGUUAAAAGCAGCCACCUGGGAUGGCAGGUCCUCAAUAUACAGACACACAUUUAUAGUCAAUUCUCCUCCUAGGGCUGGGAAGUGUACCAUCAACCCACGCUGGGGUACAGCCUUCCAGACAAAAUUUGUUGUUCAAUGCAGUGGAUUUUUGGACAACAAUUUACCUCUGACAUAUAAAGUGAUCAUAGCUUCUAGUGUGCCCACCACUACCAAAAUAACGUCUUUGGAGGAAAAUACAUUUGGCCCAAUUCUGUACUUUGGUUAUCAGUUUAGAACUCCUCCAUCAGUUCUACCAGUCGGAGUGCCCUCUCAGAAGUAUACACUGACACUCUAUGUUCAAGUCUACGAUUCGCUUGGAGCGUUUACCCAAGUGAGUUUAUGUGUUCGCGUAUGGAAACCUGUUCAGCUACAAGCUGUUGUGUUUCACGAACUACUGGCCUCAGUGAACAGUUCAAGUGCACCGAUGGCAUCUCAUCUCCAGACUGGAGAUUCUUUGAGUGCCAGUUAUUUAGCUUAUCUGGCAGCCUCAGUCUUAAACUCUAUGAAAGCCACACCAACUCUCCAGAACCUUAAGGCUCAGUUUCGGGAAAGUCUGAUUCAAACUACCCUGAAUAUUUCUGCUGAGACCACAAUGGAAAUCAACCAAGUAGUUGCAGCUCUUUCUCAAAUCACAGAGGAAGCUUCCGAAGUGAACCCCAGCUCACAAGACCUGGUCAUCAAGAAACUGACAGAAGUAGCAGCAGUGCUGAAGGUACGGAGGAAUGAGAGCUAUUCAUCUGAAGAAGCUGAAAUUCAGAGCAGUGGAAUACUAAGAUGCUUGUCCAACACCAUGAGAGCUGCUGUACUGCAUCAGAGGAAUGUCAGUACAAGUGGAGUGAAAAAAGUCUUUUCCAUCUUGGAAAAAAUAACAGACAUAGUUUUACAGGGCAAAGUCCCUGGAGAAAAAGAAACUCUAAUGGAAACAAAACACUGGACUAUCGCUCUGAAGAAAGAUGAAACACGGAACAUUGCAAAUGCUUCCUCUACCGGAAACACUUGCAGGAAUUGCUUUUAUCCAUCCCUGAGAAAGGGAAAUAAUUCAGGAUUGCCCCCCGAUGCUGUCAUUUCCACUGCCCUUUUUGAAUUUGAGGAGAAUUCCUUCCCUUGGUUAGGACACACAUCAGAAAACCCAACAAUGGUCUUGGGCUUUGCAAUGGCAGAGGACAAGGCUCAUGGCAAUCUACGCGGGAUUGUGCCUGAAGGAGCAGAAAUUACUCUGGCAAGGAGAGAGAAGGCAUCUUCAACUUUUCCAUUAUCAAUAGGACCUGAUAAAACACAAAAUUACACAACAGGAGGAUUUGCUUUUAAAGUGAACAGAAAUACCAAGACUGUGUACAUCCAGAUCCUAACAAAAUUGGAAGUGUCUUUCCAGGUGCUGGUAUUUACAGGCACCAAAGUCACCCACAGUCACCCCAGAGCUUCCUUCACUGCUUUUCACAACAGACCAACAGUUGCCAGCAAAAAUGAGACAGGUAGUUCUGACUGUCGCAUUAAGGGUCCCUAUAUUAUCUGCCUCCCAAGGUCAUUGCUGACAGCCAUAGCUCUAGGCAGCAGUACAGACACUACCACCAUCUCCAUUGUCUUGCAGGCACCCUACGUUGUCAGGUAUCAAACACAGAGUCUGGUGAGCAUACACAUUUUUAGUGAUCAGUGCUUAUCUCUGGAUGGAGCUCAAAGUCUUUGGAGAGAAGAUACGUGCAGGCUUGGCUCCUCGACAGAUUGGCAGAGGGUACACUGUGUCUGCAACAUGGAGCAGAGUCUAAUGAAUUUGUCUGGCCAUGCUGCGUCAAAUGCACCCACGUUCAACAUCAUGUUCCUGGCAGCCAAAGUAAUAGUAAGUCCCAACCCAGUAGAUCUGGGAAAAAUCCUGAUAACAGACAUCCCUCGAAAUCCUGUGACACUCUGCACAGUGCUCGGGAUUUCUGCCAUCUACUUUUGUCUGUCCCUCUGGGCCCUGAGAAAAGACAGGACUGACAGGGACAGCAAACACAAGAUAAUAGUUCUGCCGGACAACAACCCCUUGGAUCAAGCCAGUUUUUUGGUCACAUUAUACACAGGCAGUCGCUGGGGAGCUGGAACCAAAGCAGAUGUCUUUCUUCAGCUCAUUGGCCGGAAUGGCACAAGUGACGUCCAUUGUUUAUGGCACCCACAGCAUUUGUCUUUCCAACGAGGAAGUAUUGAUUGCUUUCUCUUAGCUCCUAAGAAAGACUUGGGAGACAUUUGUUCCAUCAUGGUCUGGCACAAUAACAAGGGCCCAUCUCCAAGCUGGUUCUUAAGCAGAGCCACAGUUGAGAACAUAUCCAGAAGGAAAACCUGGUUCUUCAUGUGCAGGAAAUGGCUUUCUCUUGACAAGGGCGAUCACUUACUAGCAGGGACUUUUGCUGUCACAAACCCCAAGACACUUCUGCCCAGACUGGACUACUUUUUGAUUAGUCUUACCAAAAGCCUGAGAGAGGACCAUCUGUGGUUCUCGAUUUUUGCUCGCGUUCUCAGUGGCACUUUCAGCAGGUUCCAAAGGUUGUCUUCUUGUUUAGCAACAUUAUUAUUGAACUUGCUUGGUAACAUUGUGUUUUUUAAUGCUGAGAGGAAUGAAGCAUCUCCAAGACACUUGAGGUAUUUGAGAUCAAUAGCAGUGGGAACUGAGUGUGUUUUGGUUACUAUGCCUGUGGAAAUGACUAUCAAAGCCUUAUUUAAGCAUUCCCAGAAGGAACUUUCUCGUCGUGGUGUGGCUCACAAAGACUCAAAGGUACUUUCACCCCUCUUGUGGGCUUACUCCCUUCUUACAAACUGCAAAGAUCAUCUGCGAAAAUCGGACCUUUCUGAAACUACAGCACAAUCGAGGAAUGUUAGUUCCUUGGAGAACCUUUCUGGUACUAGCAACUCAUGGAACCCACCAUGUUCCAGAAAGACAAGAAGCAAGGGAGGUCCCCAAAGCUGGCAGAAUUGCACCAUUUCUGAAAGAGAUGCAAACAUAAUUGAAAUUGAGGCACAGACAAGGACUGUGAAUCUCCUCUCCACGGCAAAGGCCAGCCAGAGAAUGCCACCAUCAAGUUCCAAUUGUAGUCAUUAUGCAGAAGAAGGGAGCAACUUUCAGAAAGAAAGGAAACCACCAAGCACUCCCUCUAUGCCCUUUUGGAAGAGACUGUGCACAAUUUCUUGUCGGUGGGGUGUCUGUCUCUCGUGGGUACUGGUUAUUGCUGUGACUGGAAUAUCCUCACCUUUCAUUGUACUAUACGGUUUGUCUUAUGGAUCACAAACUUCCCAAGAGUGGCUUUUAGCUUCUGUGACCUCCUUUGUUGAGAAUGUGUUUGUCUAUUCAGUUCUACAAAUAAUUUUCUUCUCAGCUAUGAGAACAAUUAGACCAAAAUCCCUUGAAAACAUCCCAUGGUUAACUCAGCAAAACUAUUCUGAGAGUCAGCUGGCUAAAGAAACAAUGGGAGCUGAUGAGAUGAGAGAUAUGCACUUGAAAGUUGCUCAAGUCAGAGGCACUAAAAAAAGUGGUGUUUUUAUUUUUACGCCAAAGGAAAUCAUAAGAAUGUGUUUUGAUUUAAUCCAUUUUUUUUCUAGGUAG
Cuculus canorus (common cuckoo) is the source of this 5067-nucleotide messenger RNA. Its product is annotated as polycystin family receptor for egg jelly. The transcript has 4 exons. Gene Ontology annotation, molecular function: protein binding. NCBI's taxonomy places the organism in Eukaryota, Metazoa, Chordata, Aves, Cuculiformes, Cuculidae. The record is from RefSeq and is a predicted model, not a curated record. Bases 1 to 5067 code for a protein of 1688 amino acids.